Prosopis cineraria is the source of this 1427-nucleotide messenger RNA. RefSeq lists its product as uncharacterized. Gene Ontology annotation, cellular component: chloroplast thylakoid membrane; chloroplast envelope. The record is from RefSeq and is a predicted model, not a curated record. NCBI's taxonomy places the organism in Eukaryota, Viridiplantae, Streptophyta, Magnoliopsida, Fabales, Fabaceae.
AUGGGAGAGUUUUUAGGUCCACUAGCUAGCAGUUUAUCUUCUGCUCAAGUGGAAGAGCAAAAGGAGGUUGAAAUUGUGGAGGACACUAUGACCGAAAUUUGCGACAGAAUGAUAGAUGUGUUCAUGACUGAGAAGACAAAAUCAAAGGAAUGGAGGAAGUAUUUGGUAUUCAGAGAAGAGUGGAAUAAAUAUAAGGAUAGCUUCUACAGAAGGUGCCAGAAGACAGACAUGGAGAAUGACCCAGUUAAGAAGCAAAAAUUCAUUUCACUGUGGAAAAAGAUGAAGAAGAUUGAUGAUGAAAUGGAAGGACACGGUGACCUGCUCAAGGAGGUGCAAGAUAGCCCUACUGAUAUAAAUGCCAUAGUUGCAAGGAGGCGUAAAGAUUUUACAGGGGAAUUCUUCCGUUACCUUUCUCUCCUUUCAGACACAUAUGAUAGCUUGGAAGACCAAGAUGCAAUUGCCAGGCUUGGGACUAGAUGCUUGUCAGCUGUCAGUGCAUAUGAUAACACUCUAGAGAUUGUGGAGACAUUGGAUCCUGCACAGGCGAAAUUUGAUGAUAUUCUCAACUCACCAUCAAUUGAUGUGGCAUGUGAGAAGAUCAAAAGCCUUGCAAAGGCAAAGGAACUUGAUUCGUCAUUAAUCCUCUUGAUAAAUAGUGCUUGGGCUAAAGCAAAAGAGUCUUCAACACUGAAAAAUGAGGUAAAAGAUAUAAUGUAUCAAUUGUACAAGACCACAAAGAGCAGUCUAAGGAGCAUGGCUCCUAAAGAAAUCAAGCUACUCAAGCAUUUGUUGAAUAUUGUAGAUCCUGAGGAGAGAUUCUCUGCAUUAGCAACGGCUUUCUCUCCUGGUGGUAAACAUGAAACCAAGGACCCUGAUGCAUUAUACACUACCCCGAAGGAGCUGCAUAAGUGGGUUAAGAUCAUGCUUGAUGCAUAUCAUUUGAAUAAAGAAGAAACAGAGUUCAGGGAAGCCAAGCAGAUAACUGAACCUGUGGUUAUCCAGAGGCUGUUCAUCCUCAAGGAAACCAUUGAAGAGGAAUAUCUGGAAAAAAAUACAUUUCAAAAGUCUGAUGCAGAAAAAGACUCUAAGUCAGAAGAAGAGUUAUAAGUUCUUUCCUUAAAAAAUAUAAGUUUCCCUUCCUUCCCCGCUCGCUCUAUUGUUUCAUACCUUGAAAGGAAAAGGGAACAAGGAAAGAAGGGUCAAAGAAGGAAAUGAUCAAGCGUACCAAAGUUUUUUCAAGUGGCUACUUGCAGCUGGGGCCCCAACUUAUCUGCUUUCAAAGAUUUUUGUACGGGUGUAAUCUAGUUUUUUUUUAAUUUUUAUGAUAAAAAAUUUAGAUAAGUUGAUUCUCAAGCCUUGCCAAAGUUAAGGCAUACCUUGAUUUAAUAUAUUUGUGUCUCCUAUUAGGAGGACUCGAAUCAUGUUUA